Erinaceus europaeus (western European hedgehog) is the source of this 4382-nucleotide messenger RNA. It is a transcript of the gene HOMEZ, whose product is annotated as homeobox and leucine zipper encoding. The coding region runs from base 467 to 2065 and encodes 532 amino acids. NCBI's taxonomy places the organism in Eukaryota, Metazoa, Chordata, Mammalia, Eulipotyphla, Erinaceidae. Gene Ontology annotation, cellular component: nucleus. The record is from RefSeq and is a predicted model, not a curated record. Gene Ontology annotation, biological process: regulation of transcription by RNA polymerase II. The transcript is spliced from 3 exons. Gene Ontology annotation, molecular function: DNA binding; DNA-binding transcription factor activity, RNA polymerase II-specific.
CGGGUGUGCUCCGAGCAGGCCGCACCGGACAGCAGCCCCACUCCCACUCCGGAGGCCCCCCUGCCCUUUCUUCCCCUCCUCCCUCACCCCUAUCCCCGGGCCCUGGUGCGAGGCUGGGAGCCGCCGCCCGGGCCGGACCUCGGUGAGUGAUCCCCAGCCUCUGCGACCUGCCCUCCCAGCCCCCCUGCAACCUCGGGCCUCCGGAGCCCCGGCCCCGCACGGGGGGAGGAGAAUUCUGGGUUCGAAGUCGCCCGCUGCUCGCUCCUCUGGACUUUUCGGUUCCCCGUUGUAACUGGGGAAGGUUUGGAGCCAUCUAGCCCGCCUAGGAAAUGGAGGAUAGGAGAGACGUUUCCUUCCCAGGCCUUCCCACCCGCUGGCCCCCCUGCCCCCUCCAUGACCACCUCUCGGCGACCUCAGCACUUUACAGAAACCUGAACUUACUUCUGGGGAGCAGUGGCCUUUGGAAAUGAAAGCUAUCUCUGAAGUGCACAGAGCAGAAAGCACCAUGCCACCUAAUAAAGAGGCCAGCAGUCUGAAUAGCUCCCCGGCUGGGCUCAUCUGCCUCCCUCCAAUCUCUGAGGAGCUCCAGCUUGUGUGGACCCAAGCAGCCCAGACCAGUGAGCUGGAUGAUAAUGAACACUUGCUACAAACCUUCAGCUACUUCCCCUACCCCAGUCUAGCAGACAUCGCCCUUCUCUGCCUCCGCUACGGGCUGCAGAUGGAGAAAGUCAAGACUUGGUUCAUGGCCCAGCGCCUCCGCUGUGGCAUCAGCUGGUCAUCCGAAGAAAUAGAAGAGACGCGGGCCCGGGUGGUCUACCAUCGCGACCAGCUCCAUUUCAAAUCCCUCCUCUCUUUCACUCAUCACGCAGGACGGCCCCCCGGGGAGGUGCCGCCCCCUCCAAUGCCCCCUCCUGAGCCAACUGGCCUUGGAGUCAUGCCUCUGACUUUAAGUGAACCCACCCAGCUGAAAGCAUUGAAGGUAGAGCGUGAGGACUUCUCAGAGCCACCUGGUCACCAGAAAGCAAAGGAGUCCCCCGUAGUACCUGGCAGUGGAGCAUUCCCCCAGCAACCCGGCUUUUGGCGUGAUCUUCAGAACAGUGGCCUCUCUAAGGAACAGGCAGGCGGGAAUCCCAGCCAGUCACACAGUCCAAGCUCUGCUUCCUGGAACCACUCCGCAGCUGCCCACCAGCCACACGCUGGGGAUAAGGCCCCGCCAGUCUCCUUACUCACCAGUCACUGUAAGCAGGAGUCGCCAUCGAAAGUGACUCUUCCUCCUUCUUCUACCUCCUCCAGUUUCCAGGUACUGGCUAAUGGAGCCACUGCUGCCCCAGCAUCCCACCAGUCACUGGGUUGUAUUACACAGGCACUGUCGCCCAGUGAACAGGCACUACCCCCACAUCUGGAGUCAGCCUGGCCCCAGAGGCUAAGGCAGAACUCAGUCCCAGUUAGGGCUUCUCCCUCUGAGUACCCUUCCCCAGAUGUGCACCGUCCGAGAAAGACCAAGCGCAAAACCAAAGAGCAGCUGGCUAUCCUCAAGUCAUUUUUCCUACAGUGCCAGUGGGCGCGGCGUGAGGAUUACCAUAAAUUAGAACAGAUCACUGGUUUACCCCGGCCCGAGAUUAUCCAGUGGUUUGGGGACACACGCUAUGCCUUGAAGCACGGGCAGCUGAAAUGGUUCCGGGACAAUGCGGUACCUGGUGCCCCCAGUGCCCAGGACCCAGCGAUGUCCACACCGCUGCCAUCUACACGCUCCUUGAGUGAAUGGACGGAGACGCCACCUCUGCCAGCCCCCCCGCCCCCACCGGACACACGGCCCUUGGAGAGGUACUGGGCGGCCCACCAGCAGCUGCGGGAAAGCGACGUCCCUCAGCUGAGUCAGGCUUCAAGGCUUAGUGCCCAGCAGGUACUGGAUUGGUUUGACUCUCGGUUACCUGAACCUGCUGAGGUGGUGGUUUGUCUGGAUGAAGAACAGGAAGAGGAAGAGGAAGAACUGCCAGAAGAUGAGGGGGAAGAGGAGGAGGAAGAGGAAGAUGAUGACGAUGACGAUGUGAUCCUACAGGACUGAGGGGAGGGGUAGGGAGGUUUGUCACUAAAAGAUGAACCAACUUAGCAACUAAACAAAUCACUUUUUUUUUUUUUUAAUUACCUUGUGGCGAAGAACUGAAAAAACUUUUGUGUUCUUGAGGUUGGGGGACCAGAUGGAAGUGAGGAUGCAACAGAGGGGGGGGGGGAGCAGAGGGCACAAAGCCAGGUGGGGGAUCUGGUGGGUAGAAAGAGCUCCAGGCUUGGGUACAGUGCAGGGUACCUGGGACCUGGUCCACAAUGACCUGGGGAACACCGCCUGUGCCCCACCUCGGCCGUCUUUUCCUUUAGUGAGCUCUACAGAGGCCAGAUGUUGGACCCACAUCCAUGGGAGGAUGGGGCUAAAGGAGAAACAGAUUUAGGUUCUGUUUUGAUGGCUGCAGUGCAUCCUGGAACAUCAGGCUGCCUCGCACCCUGCCCUUCUUUGCUCUCCUGGCACAAGUCAGCUAAAGAGCUUCAGCCAGUCCCCAUCUCCCCACAAGACUUCCCUUUCUCAUACCAACUUGUUUCAUGUUGCACCUGUUGGUUAAGUCACAGCAGCAGAACAUUCAUUUCUGAUACUGGGACCACUUUGCUUUGUACGUUUGUUUGUUUUUUUUUCUUCAACCUCGGAAAUCCCUGCUCUGUUCACUAUUUGUCUCAGGGUAAAUCUUCCCCCAAGGAGCUUGUGAAAAAGUUGUAAUGACUGGGUGGAGAAUGGAUGGUUUAGACUGGAUAUUUAUUGGAGGUUGAAAUUUGGAGAGAUGUCUUUUUAAAAAGGUAGAUGAGGUUCCAGAGUGAGGAGACAGAAAGGAUUCUACUGUCUAGAAAAUGCUUCAGGUAGGUUCCAGGUUUGGUUUUACAAACUUGACACUGUCUCCUGCCUAGCUCCACAGAGCCUUAGUUUUCCAUUUGUUUUUGGUGUUGGCUCUCAAGUUGUUUGCAGAAAGAGGUUUCCCCCUCCUUAUAGGAUCUUGGGGAACAGAGGGACCAUGGUCUUAGACUGAAUUAAUUAUUCUCUAGAAUGAUUUUCAUCAGUUGGAUUCAGAUAUAAAGAUAUUAAUGGAAAUAGUGCCAUCUAGAAAUAAAACUGGAAGCCCCAAAUUGCUAGAGUAAUAAUAAAAUGGCCCCAAAUAAAAUUGUUUCUCUUUUCUCCCAAUUUGCCAUGUCUAUUAUAGAGAUUAAUGGAGCCAAAUCCAUGAACAAUCUGGCAGAGUCCCCUUUUUUAUUUUUCUAAAGUGACAGGAUAUAUUGAGGUAAGUUAAAAGAAAGCAAACUUUGGGGCCAGGCGAUGGUGCACCUGGUUAAGAGCACAGACUACAGUGUGUAAGGAGCCAGGUUUCAAGCCCCUGGUCCCCACCUUCAGGGGGGAAGCUUCACGAGUGGUGAAGCAGGGCUGCGGGUGUCUGUUUCGCUCUUUAUCUCCUCCUCUCCUCUGAAUCUCUCUAUCCAAAACAAAAAACACAAACUUAGAGAGGCAGUAGACUGUCCUGAUUACCAAGCUGUUUCAUGGCUAUCAAAUGGCAAUGAGGAAAAUUUCUGAGACUUUAGCAUGAUGAUUAUUAGAAAAAAAAAAAGCCUUGCAAGAUUGUCUUGCUGGUAACUAUACCUAUUGAUACUACAGCACAGAUUCUUAAUAAAUCGAGGCAGUCUGCAGGGGGGUGGCUUCACAAGCGGUAUCUAUCUUUCUCUUUCCCUCUCCAUCUCCCCCUCCUCUCUCAAGUUCUUGCUGUCCUGUCAAGUAAAAAUAGAAAGAAAAAUAAAAGGUAACUGGUCGAGGGGAGUAGUGGAUUCAUCGUGCAGGCAUAGAGCCCCAUCGAUAACCCUGGAGGCAAAGAAAAAGGUAGUGGGAUCUUAGUCUAGCUAUAAGAUCAUACCCAAGAUCUAAUUUAUCUCUAGCGGAUGCUUCUGUCUUAUUUAAUUUAUUAUUAUUAUUAUUUGUUGUUGUUUCUGGGACUUCACUGCACUGGGCUGACAGAGACAGAAGGAAAGAGGGAAAGAUGCCACAGCAAUGAAGCUUCAAAUGUGGUGGAGGCCAGGCUGCAACUUAGGUGACAUGCAUGGCAAAGCAGCAGGCGCACUACCCAGGUGACCUAUCCUGCUGGCCCAAUUCUCCCUGUCGUUCUGUAUUUGUCAUGUUUUUGCCUAAGGCACUGUCUGCUCACCCAUUCAAUUCCUCUUUUCUACCCUUUGAUACCCAAAGAAGAGUAAACGUUUGAUCUCUGGUAGGUAGUGUUCCUUAACCGUUCCACAAAUCUAGAGCUUGUAGUACCAACAUAAUUGUAAUCGAAAUAAAAGGGCAUCUUUUAUUUGCUAGCAAG